AUGCGUUCUUGAAAAUAAGACUAUUGACGCGUGUCUCAUAUUAGGGUUAACAUCUCGCGAUGUCUGAGUGUUGGUAACAAGGACAGCAAGUAGAUAUAUUGUUCGAUAGGUCUGCCGCAUAACGAAUCAUCCCCUUCUUAUGAUUUCAAAAGCGUUGUAUCAUAUCGUAGCAGAAACUUCACUUCGCCAUUCAGGACUACUAUGAAAUACUGCGAAAGCUCGAAUCUGCACAAAACUCAUUGCCGGAAAUUGACCAAUAUUUGCACGAUCUACAGAGAACAGUUGUUAGAUGUAACCAAAGACAUCAAUAAGGAGAAAGAUACCAUAGCCGUGUGGUAUCCGGCAGCUGAAAUCUUACGUAGUAUUUCAGCAAAGAAUAGACCCACUGGGUUUCUUUUCCCAUGUCGUAAGAGGCGACUAACAACAGCUGUGGCUGUGGUCCAUUAGGAGGUUGAUAACAGGUCUUUCUCCGGAUAAAACCAACCUAGAGGUCGUGUGGCAUCCGGCGGGUUGAAGUCUCUUAACCAAGAAUUGAUCCGCUGCGUUUCUGCUCUCAUGUCGUCAGAAGCGACUGAAAACAGGAGUCCUGUGUGUUUCUCCGUGUUGAAGACUGAAUGACUGGCAGGUCUAAAAUAUGCCCUUGCUGUGUUACGCGAAUCUCUAACACAGUGGAGUUUGUUUCUUCGCAGAUCGUGGGAUUCAAAUGAUGGUUAUGACCCUAAUACAUAUUUCGGGAUUCGCUAUAGACGAUUAUAAGCCAACGUGUUCGGUAUCUUCUAGUUGCUGUGUAACAAGUGCUGAUAAUGAAAUGGUUAGAGUAGCACAAAAUAAUCUUCCGCAUAAACUUACAGCAACUAGGAAACUAUCACGCCUUGUGCAGAAAGGAAACAUCUAUGUUGGAAUGCUACUUAACCUCGUCUUUGUAGCUUUCAACAAAAAUGGCAUGACAAAUCCACGAGAAAUGCCUCGUGCAUGUAUACUUGCGAAUGAAUAGUGCUAUUGACGCAAGUCUUAUAUCCGACCUUACGAUUCGUGAUAUUUGUGCUUUCGCGGUUAAUAUGACUGUUGAUAACAUUAAGAAGAAAUAAGUCUAUCGUUCGGCAUAUUUGCUGCAUAAUUAAUCAUCACCUUCUGAUGAUUUCAAAAGGGUUGUCUCAUACUGUGACAGAAAUGGGUUUCCCCUCAUAAUCGACGUUGAUGCAAAUGCCUGCCACAUAAUUUGGGCAGAGGCACCGAAUUGAUGGAAUAUAUAAGUAGUACAAACCUGCACAUACUUCAUGUAGGAAAUGCCCCAACAUUUGCACGAGCUGACGAAGAAGAGGUGUUAGAUGUAACUCUCUGCUCUGACGGUAGUAUGCAUGAGUUGACAAACUGACUCGUACCAAACGAGCUCGAAACGUCCUUAUCUGAUCAUAAGUACAUCGUCUUCGAUCAUUUAUAUGUCUCACUAGAUAUCGUCACAUAUCGAGAUCCCAAAUCUACGAACUAGCUACGAAGAGGGCUUGGUGACUAGAUCAUUUCAUGGGUAUCUUCCGACGGUUCAAUCUCCAAGUGACUUGGAUUAGGUCGUGAAUAAUUCACUCAUAGUAGCAGCAUACCAAGAGGCUCGUUCGCUUCGAGUUAUGCGUGCAUCUAGAGGAACCUCUUGCUGGACUACCGAACUUGUUCGACUCAAGUUUUGUAGAAGAGCUUGGAAUCGCAGACGCAGGGACGGGUCGGUGGCAUUUAAGUUGGCUAGCAAAGCAUACAGCAAAGCCCUUCGAUCCUCUGAGCGAUGCGGUUGGAAAAGCCACUGCAGAAAUGUUUCAAGUCCCGGCGAGACUAGUAGGUUAAAUGACUUACUUUCGAAAUUGAAAGACUUUCAUGUCAGUUCGAUUAGAACUGCUAAUGGUGAAUAUUCGUCUGACGAAGUCAACUGUCUUUUUGACACACACUUUCCAGAAAUACGAAGCCAUCACUGACGACUGCCUCUGAGUUUUUUUCAGGUAAUUCUGAUUCGUCGGCAUUUGCUCGUAGAAUUGUGACAACCAAAUCGAUCAAAUGGGCGAUUGAAAAUUUUGCUGCGAAUAAGUCUUCGGGAAAAGAUGGAAUCGUUCCAGUUGUACCUCAAAGAGGAUAUGAACACUUCAAGCAUAUUUUGAAAAAAAUGUUCUUACUUGUAGAUUUGCAAAAGGAUACGUGGCGUGGCGGAACUGUAAAAUUCGUUCUCAAUCACUUUUGAGGAGUCAAAGAGCUUUAGACCGAUCAGUCUGACCUCCUUCCUGUUCAAAUCAGUAGAACGUUUAAUCGAACACUACUUUCGGGAUGUUAGCUUGGAUAACUUAGUCACCCUUGUAGCAGAAUAGGAAGUUUUGAAAAGCGGAAUAGUACUCAAUGAAAAAUUCACUCAACAAACUUUCAACGCCGAAGAUGGAUCAGCAGCCCCAGGAAUGGAAAGUUAGCGGAAACGUCAAAGCUCGGCUGCAGCAUCUGCUGAAAACUGAAACCUGGACGGACUGCCACUUUCUGGUCGGUCCGGAAUCAAACUGCAAACUGAUUGGUGCCCAUAAGCUCAUACUGUGCAUAUCAUCACCCGUCUUCCAGGCGAUGCUGCGUGGCGAGCUGGCCGACAACGUUGAAACCAUUCACGUUCCCGACGUUGAACCGGGGAUUUUCGAACUGUUGCUAAAGUACAUUUACACCGACGAGAUCAGCGCUGGAUCGGUGGACGAAGCCAUCAAAUUAUACUAUGCAGCGGAAAAAUACAUGCUGCCAAUUGUUACAGAUCACUGCCUGGCAUAUCUACAGUCGGCUAUAAAUCCCGCGAAUGUUUGUCGCAUUUACGAAUUCGCAAAGUUUUAUAGACACUCAAAUAUCACCUAUAAUUGUUUGAAUUAUAUACGAUUAAAUACAAAACAAGUAAUACAGCACGAAAAUUUCAUGGAGGUGGAUUUAAAUACGAUUAUCGAAAUAUUCGACCAAGAAAAGCUGGCCAUUGACAACGAAUUGGAUUUGUACAGGGCACUGUCUAAAUAUGCGUUAGAACACGAUUUGUGUCCAUCGAAUGAUUCGGCGGUGGUAAAAACUAACAACCCCGGUAAAGAACCGGAAAAACCAGCGGAAAAGGGGCAUGUGAAAAAAGUGUCAUCCAACGGUGAAUGCACCACCACAGCCGACGACGACAGUCGUAAGCCAGUAAACUCUGCGAAAAUAAAACUAGCGGAAGCGGUCUCAAUCAAGUCUGACCAAGUUGUUAAACCGACCGUUCGUGAUGCUCUUCGUCGUAUUCGCUUUCUCACAUUGACCCCCCAGCAGCUUGCGUCUGAGUUUGCCAAAUUGGAUCUACUGAUGCUAAAGGAGUCGUUUGCUAUUUUAAUGAAUGCUCAUACCGUACCGGACAAUGGUUUUCCGAUGCCGGAAGGAUUUAGUACCUCGAAAGCCGGCAGGAAAUAGGGAUAAGGAUCCAGAUUUUGGGCGGCAAAAUGAAUUCUGUUUACAAUGUUAAAAUAUUCGGGUUGAAUCCCAAACUUUUUUCAUUUUUUUUUUCAAAUAUUUGUUUCUGACUUAAUUGAAUUUUGUCGAAUUUUAUAACGAUUUUGUUAACAUUUUAUCAGUGCAUAUCACGGUUUAAUUACACAAACAUUUGUCAUAUGUCUAAUGUCGAAUGGUGAAUAUGAACGGAACUUAUAUUAAUUGCAAUAAAAUAUUAAUUAUUUUUUCUCUGUA
Topomyia yanbarensis is the source of this 3705-nucleotide messenger RNA. RefSeq names its product actin-binding protein IPP-like. The coding region runs from base 2374 to 3432 and encodes 352 amino acids. NCBI's taxonomy places the organism in Eukaryota, Metazoa, Arthropoda, Insecta, Diptera, Culicidae. Gene Ontology annotation, biological process: neurogenesis. Gene Ontology annotation, cellular component: cytosol; P-body. The record is from RefSeq and is a predicted model, not a curated record. Gene Ontology annotation, molecular function: protein binding. The transcript has 3 exons.